AUGUUUCGAGCUCACUUCCGCCAGCUCAGCUCCGCGGUGGAAAGUGACCUGGUGCUGGUGGUGGUCGGAAAUAAGGCCGACCUCGGCUCGGAGCGCGCCGUGCCGGAGGCCGUGGCCCGCACCCUGGCGGCCGCGCGCGGCGCCCACUACUACGAGACGUCGGCGCGCAACAAUCUCGGUGUUGAUAACGUGUUCUACCACACGGCCCUGCAGCUCGGCCAGAGGAUGAUCUGCUCGUGCGCUACCCCCGGCGACUCGAGGGUCCCGGGACAGGGCGGCAGUACCAGCUACGGCACACUGAGUCUGGGAGGGGAGAGUUACCGCACUGUGAGCAGUGAGCUACUGAGGCUACAGCACGGCUCCUGCUGCUACUGAGGGUACAACAAGGCUACACUAAGCUGCUAGCUGCUACUGAGACUGCAACAGGGCUACAGCUGCUCCUGAGGUUACAGCACGGCUCCUGCUGCUACUGAGACUGCAAACAGCUGCUACUGAGGCUGCAGCACGGCUCCUGCUGCUACUGAGACUGCAACACGGCUCCUGCUGCUACUGAGGGUACAUGAGACACCCUGCUACUUAUGAGACUGCGGCACGGUUUCUGAUGUUACUGAGGCUACAGCUGCAGAGAUCCUGCUAUUACUGAGGCUCCAACAGGGCUCAUGCUACUACUGAGACAGCAUGUCACCUGCUGCUGAGUACUAACUAAGGCUAAAGCACGACUCCUGCUGCUUCUAAGUACCUUACUGCGGAUACAGUACGGUCUACAGCGUGGUUCCUGCCAUCCUGCCUACAGCAGGACUCCUCGUACCACGGAGUAUUUAGCAGGGCUCCUGCUGCCACUGCAGUUUUUUCAGUGGUAUUAUUCUUCAUGCUUUUAUUUGUUGUUACCUUGCUUUAAAACUAGCGAAUGCUGUUAUAGUGUGACGCUGGUCUCGAAGUUUGAACAUUUCUACAAGGAUGGUGUGUGUGCUCCGUAUGGCGCUGCAAUCAGUGUUUGUUUUGUAGACUUGAAAUUGACUAGCUGAACAGCGUUGAAACUUCCCACUAAAGUCACAUUCUUGUGAGUUGUGACGUAUUUCGUCUAAGUUAGUUAAAAGUAAAACACCCAACUUGCCAUCACUCUACACAUAUAUUUUCCCGUCUCACACUCAAAGCCCCAUCAUACCACCCUCGAAUUUUACACCCCGCACGCCUGAAUAGGAAAAUCUGACACCUGUCCGGGCCGCUAGUUCGGGUCCCCAUGCCACGUACAUAUAAACCAGCGGCGCUCUAAGUUCUAUCUAUGCGACAGAGUCUGAACUGUGCAACAAUUAGCGUGACCGCGAUAUCAUCCUUUCGGAAUAUCACAACAAGCCGUGGCGGAAAUAGAGAGCAUCCGUUACGAGACGCCGUAGUGAGAGCCGUUAUGUGGUGUUGAAUCUCAACGUAAGAGAAAUGGUUUGGUGCUGC
Amphibalanus amphitrite is the source of this 1449-nucleotide messenger RNA. RefSeq names its product ras-related protein RABE1d-like. Lineage: Eukaryota; Metazoa; Arthropoda; Thecostraca; Balanomorpha; Balanidae. The transcript is spliced from 4 exons. The coding region runs from base 1 to 375 and encodes 124 amino acids. Gene Ontology annotation, molecular function: GTP binding; GTPase activity. The record is from RefSeq and is a predicted model, not a curated record.